CUUUUUUUUCAAGUGACCUCACGUUGACGCUCAUACGCCUGAUUUUCAUCUUUGAAGGACAAAGUUUCUGUCAUGAUUGUUGUCUUGUGUCAAUUUGCUUCUCUUUAACCUGAAGUGCCACUUGAAAAAACAGCACACACCCAACUACAUUUUUGAAAAAUGUCUCUUUCCUUGUUAAAUUACCACUCUUUUCCCAUAAUGUUAUGACUUCAUUCUUGUAAAUAUUGUCUUAUAAUUUCUCCAAAAUGUUUGACUAUUUUUUCCUCAUAAUAUUACAACUUUACUUUUACGACUGCUUGUAAAUGUAAGUAUUUUUUUGUAUUUUGGCCUUAAUGGCCGUUGUAGUUUAUGACUGGAAACUGUAAUAUUUAAAAAUCAUCAAUGAUUCUAAAAUCAUUCAUUGAUAUAGAGGGCCUAGAUUGGCUAUUAUCCUGAAAACUUACUCCUUGCUUCCUUGAAAAGCAAAGGCAAGCAAGAACAGUUUUAAAUUGCAACCACAUGUAAGCUGAGAGGACAGUUAUUGGUGUUUUUGUUAAGCAUAAUUACCAGACCAGUUAAUGUAAAGAUCCGUUCUCCAUGAAAACUUGGAAAUGGUGGACUGUGAGCCUCAUGCCUGAAGUCUCAAAAGCCUUCAAGGUUUUCUGAAUGUUCAUGUAAAAAAGUCUCUCAAACACAAGAAAAAUAUGUUUUCUGCAUCACAAUGCAAUUCAUCGUUGUGGCUUAUUUGCCACUAUAGGAAUCAUGCAUCUCUUAAGGAAGUUUUGUACAUUCUUUUGUGGUUUUGAUGACUCCAUACUAAACAUUUCAUAUAAAGAAGGACCACUUCUAAUUCCAGUUUCUCCCUCUCCUCUAUCUAGAGUCAUCUAUGAUGACUCCAAAAACAUAUUCUUUUCAAAAGAUUCUUUGGAGCCCAGCUCUGUGUGUUCUGCAAAUUACCCCCCUUCUUUUCCUUCAGUUUAUGGUAAUCCCCCACCCCUUCCACCUAGACUAUACAUCAUUUUCUUAAAUUGGAGCGUUGUGCACAUAUAUAUGUGUGUGUGUGUGAGAACCAAUGUGAGGAACUGAAGGAGGAGUCAGACUCAGAGUUUUACUGAAUAAUACCAUCUUUGUGUGUUCCUGCUUUAUAAAGUGCCCCAUGUGUGCUUUUUGCCCUUUUACAUCUUAACCCUUGUGCUCACACGGAUACGGCUUUUCCUUCUUGGACCACAGAAGUCCACAUCCAACUUUGCAAUGGGAGCGAGGGUGAGAGUUUUGCUGCUACUUCUCGGAGCAACUGCUUAUGUGUCAAUUGCUCAAACUAACAACAAUGGCAAGCAGCAGCCGCGCAGCCUCUGGGAUGAGCCCAUCCGAUUCAGCACAAAGACUAAAGACUUGUGCACCAUGGUUGUAUCUGCAGCAGGGAACUACACUCGCCUGCGCGUGUCCUGCAGAAAUCCGAGCCAGGCAACAGGACGGUCCUACUACUGUGACUUCCAAGGCAAACCCAGCCUGUGCCGUCCCUACAGCACCAACCCUCGCCAUUACUUCACCCAGAUGAUGUGGGAGCUGAGGAAGAUGAAGCAUGCCUGCCAGGGAGCCAAACUUUACCGACCACAUAUGUGCAGGAACUACCCAGAUGAGGCUCAAAUGACCUUCUUGACCUCCUGGCCCAAGACUAGCCCUCCCAAGCAGGCAAAGCCUGUUCAGGACCUGCCAGCUCAGACAAAACCCAUUGAUACUCCAAAACCCAUGAAGCCGAAUAAACCCAAACCAGGCAGGAGCCCCCAGAACAAGAGAACCACCCCUAAAACUUUGAUGACCACCACUUUGGCCACAGAGCAGCCAGACUCCAUGGCAUCCCACCUUGCCUCUGAGUACUGCUGGAAGAGUCUCCAAGGAAUCUGUGCCUACUUCAUCAACUGGUUCCAAAGCUAAGAUUGUGCUGCAGAUGCCUCCAGGCUGGACUGAUCAACAAUCCACUCUUCUAUCUGACUUCUCUGGUUCUGUGUGAGGACAUAACUCCUGCAUUAAAAAAGAGAGGGACUCACAGAGAAAACAUUGUAUGUUUCCAUUUAAAAGCCAUGUAUGAUGUAUGAAUUCAAAUGUAUUCCCAAACAAAUUAACAUAAUAAAGUUGUUUUGAUCUUCU
Messenger RNA from Oryzias latipes (Japanese medaka), 2127 nucleotides. RefSeq names its product fibroblast growth factor binding protein 2b (gene fgfbp2b). The record is from RefSeq and is a predicted model, not a curated record. Lineage: Eukaryota; Metazoa; Chordata; Actinopteri; Beloniformes; Adrianichthyidae. Gene Ontology annotation, molecular function: growth factor binding. Gene Ontology annotation, biological process: cell-cell signaling.